Molecule: messenger RNA, 1723 nt
Organism: Vicugna pacos (alpaca)
Lineage: Eukaryota; Metazoa; Chordata; Mammalia; Artiodactyla; Camelidae
Source: RefSeq, a predicted model, not a curated record
GGCUGGGCAGGCGGGUGGACGGCCGGACACUGGACCCGGAAGAGGAGGGGAGGAGGCGGCUGGGAUGUGCAGCGAGCUGUCCAUGGGGUCACCAAGGCGGCCCCAUUUGCACAGGUAGAGGCAGGGGCGCCCCUGCAGGAGCUGAGCCUCAGCCUCGUCCCCGCCCUCCUCCGCCUCCUCCGCGUCAGCUCGGCUGGAGGCUCUGGACACCACAGCCGGCGCACCCCCUGCUUUGGCGGCGACUGCUAAUAUUGGCCCAGCCAGCGGACCACCGGCCCGGCAGUUUCGGCAGAGAGCCUGGGGCACCAGUGACUCCCCAGUCCUCUUCAUCCACCGCCCCAGAGCUUCGGGGACCACGCAGCGACUAGAGUACAGGGGCCGAAGAGUCACUGCUGAGCUCGAGGAAGAGGAGGGGGACUCCAGUCCCCAGCCCCAGGGCCCCACACCUCGUCUGGCCCAGCCCCCAGCCAAGGCUGCCCCACAGCCCGAGCCCCAGUCGGCCAGAGCUGCCCGAGAUCCCAGCCCUGAGGUGAGCUGCUGCGGCCUGUGGCCCAGAGACCCCCAUCUGCUCAGAACUGAGGCCAGCAGCCAGCCGCAGCCCCUGCCCCAUGCAGAUGCCAGUGGGGAUCCCGAUGGAGAAGUCGGUGCUGGUGCUGCUCGCCUUCUUGGCCUUCGCCUCGUGCUGCUUCGCUGCUUACCGCCCCAGUGAGACUCUGUGCGGCGGGGAGCUGGUGGACACCCUCCAGUUUGUCUGUGGGGACCGCGGCUUCUACUUCAGACUUCCAGGCCGGCCCGCAAGCCGCAUGAGCCGCCGCAGCCGUGGCAUCGUGGAAGAAUGCUGCUUCCGCAGCUGCGACCUGGCCCUGCUGGAGACCUACUGUGCCACCCCCGCCAAGUCCGAGAGGGACGUGUCGACCCCUCCGACCGUGCUUCCGGACAACUUCCCCAGAUACCCCGUGGGCAAAUUCUUCCAAUAUGACACCUGGAAGCAGUCCGCCCAACGCCUGCGCAGGGGCCUGCCUGCCCUCCUGCGUGCCCGCCGGGGUCGCACGCUCGCCAAGGAGCUGGAGGUGUUCAGAGAGGCCAAGCGUCACCGUCCCCUGAUCGCCUUGCCCAACCAGGACCCUGCCGCCCACGGGGGUGCCUCUCCCGAGGCGCCCAGCAAUCGGAAGUGAGCCAAAUUGUCGUAAUUCUGCGAAGUGGCACCAUCUGGCGCGUGACCUCCUCUUGACUGGGACUUUCCAUCAGGUCCCCCUCUGAAAUCUCUGUACCAUCCUCUCAGCGGGCUUCCCCAACCCAGCCCCCGUGCCCCAACCUCCCCAUGUCAGGCUAGUCUCUCUUCGGCCCCCUCCAUCGGGCCAAGGGAAACAACACCUUUAAAAAUGUAUGAAACCAAUUGGCUUUAAAUAUCUCCCCCAAAUUAUACCCCCCCAAUUAUCUUCAAAUUGUAUAACAGAAAUUGAAAUCAUGAGCCCCCUUAAUCUCACACAAACACAUACAUCAGCCCCCUUAAAAAUGAAUUGGCUUUUUAGAAACACCAGAAAGGCUAAUUAGCUUUAAAAAAAAAACCCAAAAAGAUCAAUUAGCGAAAAAAUUACUAAAAACGAAUUAGGCCUCCAAAAAAUUGGCAAAAUGAAAGAAUUCGGCCCCCCCCUUCUUCUCUGUUCCUUCGGACCUUCAGUUAAAUUGACUGGAAUCUGACUGUCCACGAGAAAGGAAGGGA